UCAAGCAUGAGGCGAUUCAUAAGAAAGUAGGGCUUGAGUGGGGAAGCAAUCCGUUGCGGAGCUUAUUCAAAGGGGUCUGUGGGUUGGAGAGCGUGGGACGUUUUGUAUAGGUAACAGAGGACCCCUUUGCGGUGGUGCCUAGAACGUGACUUCUUAGGGCCUCAACUCUUAGUUCCAAGCUACUUUGGCUCCACUACUCUCAGCUCCCCUUUUGUUGCGAGUCAGGUUUGUUUCCGUCUUAUACAUAUCAGGGAAGUACGGCGCGGCAGGAAGCAGGAACCGAAGGACAACAAGUGAAAACAGCAAAGUCUGACCAUGAGCGUCGCUGUAAUAAACCCUCCCGAUGAUCCGGCGAAUGUCGUGCAGUCGCUCGUGAACACACUCUUAGAUGUCUUUGAUGCCACGAGGGAUCUUUAUGGAACGCUCACGGCUAAAGAGCAAAGAGACUAUGAACAAAACCUGCGCAGCAAAGGGUACCCUGCUUCAAGGCGGAUCGAAUAUGUAAAGGAUGAGCGACUGGGUAGCGAUGAAGCUAUCGUAACAGAUAAAGCGGUGGUUAUGAGACAGAUGGAUAUUGGAUGUGAAGCUCUGGGGGCUGAAUUCGCCAUGGGCGAUGUAAUCGCGCAUACAGCCCUCCAGUCACAGAUCAUUACUCUCCAAAGCGUACUGGUGACGACGUUCCUGUACGGACCCACCUCCGGCGACACCAUCGCCCAUCAGCUGGCCAAUAUCAACGCGGCAUCUAGAAUAGCAGCUGCGACGUCGGUCGAGAUAUUGGCUGCGUUGCAGGAACGUCAACAAGAUGAGAGGCCACUUACUCCGAGGUCGAUGCACUCUUUUACGGCACGUUCGAGCCCGUCACAUGCGCCAUCACAAGCAAUGACUCUCCAUACAUCGCACGCGCCUUCACAUGUAUCGUCACAUCAUACAUCACGCCCGCCUUCGCAUGCGCCAUCACACGUCUCGUCUCACCAUACCUCCCAUGCGCCAUCGCAUGUACCAUCACACGUAACAUCCCGGACACGAUCUCGUGCGAAGUCUUUGACGGGGUCCCACGCGCCGUCUUAUGCACCAUCCCACAUCAUGUCGCAGGCACCUUCCCAUGCGCCUUCACACGUGCAAUCACAUGCACCAUCUCGCGCACUGACACUGCCUCAGUCUGGUGCUAGUGUGAGUUCAGCAUCCGCAGCUCUAACGAAGUAUCAAGAACCACGGUCCAGGAGUUCACACGUGCGAGGUAGCAGCCCAGUCAACACGACAGUGCUCGCAUGGCGAGACAACGUCGAACCAGAUCAGUCAGUCACCGACGCCACCUCCGUAACCGGACCUACCAUGGUCUCGAGUUCUAACAACCUAUACUGCGUAUACGCAUACGACCUUCAACGGAACCCGACCCAGCAACUUGCCUCCAAGAUUACAUCAGACCGGGAUCCCUAUUGUCCACACUGCAAAGGCGAACUCCACCUCUCACCAGGAAAGGCCUGGGAAAUUUCCAAAUGGGCCGACGACACAGAACGAACCUUUCAGGUCCAGAACCGCUUCGUCGUCAAGUGUCAUCGUGACGGACCCGAUGGCCAAUACUGCUGCGUCAUCUGCUCCAAAUACGCCGACUCGGAUACUAUUUGCGGCGAUGUUAAGGCUCUUAUCAAACAUCUCUCGGACGAUCACGAUACCCGGCAGCUCAAGCAUGAAGAAGAUAUUGUGGAGGUUAUUGAACAGCCGGCUAGUCGUAGGGACAGCGGGAUCGGGUAUUCUACUUCGACGCGAAGUAAGGGGAGUCGGAGAAGCGCUAGUUUGGCGGAGGGAGGACGGAGACGAAAGAGUCUGGCUGGAUACGAUCGCGAGCUUGAUUCGUUUGAUGGUAGAUUUUCGAGGAGGUAGUUGCGUGUUUGCGAAUUGGUUUUCUGGUGGUUUCAUGGGUAGUGCGGCAUUGCCAGGGUCUUUUCUUGUUCUUGCUGUGGUUCGCUUGGGCUUGUACUACCGCCCUCGUCUCUUUUGGUACGAAAAAUACGUUCCUCGUUUCUUAGCGUCAUCCUCCCUCUUGCGAUUAGCUUAGCAUAGGCGUUACCAUUUUGUACAAUUGCCUCAUCUCACAACCUCAGUCGCAGAAACCAGGAUACAAUUGUACAAUUCAAUUAGCCUACCAUUCUCCAAUAUAUAUCCCCUGUCCCUCGCUCCCCAUUCCCCAUCCGUCACCCCGCCGCAUCAGCCAUCCAUCACUCCCGCACCAGUCAAAACCCCUCUCGCGUAUAUGCUCACGCAGUCCGCACCACAAAACCAC
Molecule: messenger RNA, 2281 nt
Organism: Alternaria rosae
Lineage: Eukaryota; Fungi; Ascomycota; Dothideomycetes; Pleosporales; Pleosporaceae
Exons: 3
Coding region: 316-1881 (521 amino acids)
Source: RefSeq, a predicted model, not a curated record